Molecule: messenger RNA, 1240 nt
Organism: Lolium perenne
Lineage: Eukaryota; Viridiplantae; Streptophyta; Magnoliopsida; Poales; Poaceae
Biological process (GO): regulation of DNA-templated transcription
Cellular component (GO): nucleus
Molecular function (GO): sequence-specific DNA binding; DNA-binding transcription factor activity
Source: RefSeq, a predicted model, not a curated record
CGGGCUCUCACUCGCUCGCUCACUCGGGAGAGAGACAGAGAGUACGAUUACGAGGAAGUGAAUAAUACCUCUGAACCAAACUUUGGUUUGCAAGUUUUGCUAGUUCUGUUAAGGCAGUAACAAGUGAUUGCUGGAAUGGAGCAGUUCGGUUGGGGAAGGGAGGAGGGAGGGUGGAGGAAAGGGCCUUGGACGGCGCUGGAAGACAAGCUGCUGCUCGAGUACGUGAGGCAGCAGGGGGAAGGGAGAUGGAACUCUGUCGCCAAGCUCACCGGUCUGAAGAGAAGCGGAAAGAGCUGCAGGCUUCGGUGGGUGAACUACCUGAGACCUGACCUCAAGAAAGGCAAGAUCACGCCGCAGGAGGAGAGCGUCAUACUGGAGCUGCACGCCUUGUGGGGAAACAGAUGGUCGACGAUCGCGCGUAGCCUCCCCGGUCGGACGGAUAACGAGAUCAAGAACUACUGGCGGACGCACUUCAAGAAGGCCAAGGCGUCGUCCAAGAACAUCGAGCGCGCCAGGGCGCGGUUCCUGAAGCAGCGGCGCGAGAUCAUGCGCGCCGGAGGGCACCACGAGCACCUACAGCGCGACGACGUCCAGGACGACGACGGUGCCGCUAGCCCGGACAACACCACCAGCGGCCCCGGUCCCGCGAGCCAUGCUGGUGAAGCGACAUGGCCAGCGCCGCUGACGCGGGACGACGACGACGACCUGGUAACGAUGGGAGGCAUGCCGGACGACGUGGACGAGUUCCUGCGGUACCAGCCCAUGCCGGCCUACUUCCUCGACGGCGGCGCCGCCAGCGUCUCGGGGAGCGACGAGGGGUCCAGCGGGGAGAUCGACGGCGCCUGCGCCACUUGGGGUAGCCUGUGGAACCUCGACGACGUCGCUGACGUCGAUGGCGGCGGCGGUGCGUGCUGCUUGUGGGACAGCUUCCCUUUGCCGCAGGAUCAAGGACUCGCUUUCUACUGAGCUCAUAUACAAUGGCAAAAGCCUACUUGUGUGGAGGGUACACGUAGCGGCUCUGUGUUGUGUUGGUGGAUAAGGAUGCCUCGCCAACUAUAGCCCCACUUCAAGUAGCCUGCCUACUAGCUCGAUGGCACGUUUGGCUACUUUUACAACACCUUUUUCUAGGGAAAGAAAAUUAAUAACCUAGUUUUUGUAGUUUUCUUUGGGAAAGAUAGGCAAGGGAGAAGAAAACACAGGUGAAGGUAUACCUGAGCUAGCUCAUCUUCUUAUACGGUCA